Molecule: messenger RNA, 2769 nt
Organism: Plasmodium cynomolgi strain B
Lineage: Eukaryota; Apicomplexa; Aconoidasida; Haemosporida; Plasmodiidae
Product: zinc finger protein
Exons: 2
Coding region: 1-2769 (922 amino acids)
Molecular function (GO): metal ion binding
Source: RefSeq, a predicted model, not a curated record
AUGAUGAAUAACAAAAACGUGAACAGUAGCACCCAAGGACAACAACAGUCCUCCUUGGUGGUGACCCAAAUUCCACGAAAGAAGCAAUUUUACAAAACGAAGAUGUGUCCGUGGUUCUUCUCGGGGAGUUUGUGUCCCUUGGCGAAAAAGGCAGGAGUAUGCAAAAAUGAAAAAUGCAGUUAUGCACAUUCUGUUUGUGAGUUGAGGCCGACUGGAGAUUUAUACAAAACGGCUCCGUGUACAAAAUUUCUGAGAGGAAAAUGUAACGCCGAAUCGCAUUGCAGGCACGCGCACUAUAUUGAGGAAUUGCGUCCCCUUCCUGGAAAUUUGUCUCCCUCUCAAAAUGCCAUCAACCUUAUGCUCGCCGCCCCACUGGCCGGUUCGACUCAAAAGGGCAGCAAAAAUAAGAACAGCGGAAAUAGCGGAAAUAGCGGAAACGGUGGCAACAGCAGCAGCAAUAGCACCCACAACAACCAUAACAGCCAUAACAACCAUAACAGCCAUAACAAUCAUAACCACCACAACCACCACAACCACAACAGUCACAACAACCACAACAAUCACAACAACCACAACAAUCACAACAACCACAACCACCACAACAGCCACAACAACCACAACAGUCACAACCACACCAGCGGCAGUGGAUACUUCUCGGAGGAGAACAAGAACAGCGAAAACAUAAUAAAGUCGACGAAUUCAUUACUCUGCAACUUCUCUACACAAAACGGAGUCAACAGUAACCGAUUUAGCAAAAAUUUCGAGAAGAACGGCACGUCGGACAAUAACAUUAGCAGCAACGUGAAUAAUGGAGGUGGAACUUGCAACAUGAGCAGCGGGAUGAUGAACUGCAAUAUGAGCGGCAAUAUGACGAAUAACUUGAGCAGCAACGUGACGAGCAACAUGAGCAAUAAUGUGAACAGCAGCCACGUGAACAACCACGCGAACAAUCACUCGAAUAAUCACGCGAACAGCCACUCGAACAACCACACGAACAACCACUCGAACAACCACGCGAACAACCACGCGAACGGAACCAUCAGUCGCGGCAUGAGUCGCAGUAUGAACAGCAGUUUGAAUAAUAACAACAUGAACAAUGCGAUGAACAGUUGUAUGAACAGCUGUAUGAACAACUGCGGAAUGAACAGCGCAGUGAGCAGCGGAAUUAACAACGCAGUGAAUAGCGGAAUUAACAACGCAGUGAACAGCGGAAUUAACAACGCAGUGAACAGUUGUAUGAACAACUGCAUGAACAGUUGCAUGAAUAACGGGAUGAAUAACGGGAUUAAUAGCGCGAUGAAUAACGGGAUGAACAACACCAUGAGUAGCACCGUGAAUGUGAACAAAAACUACCAGAAGAGCUCAUCCUACCCGAACAAGCUGUACGCGCUGCUAAAAAACAAAGAAAACAGCGAGGAGUACAAUAGCGCAAUGAACACCAUGAACAUAAAGAAUUACAUGAUGAAUAAUAACAACGAUAUGGAGAGCGCAAGCGGGCUUAUAAAUCCCUUCAAUUUAAGAAAGUUGCAGAAUAUGUGUAGUGGAUCGAACGAACAGAACGGAGCUUUCAAGUCGAUCAACGAAUUGUUGAAUCAAGACAUGAACAUGAAUCGAUCGAUGAAUGGGAGCAUGCACGGAGGGAGUCUAGCCACCAGCCUGGGUAGCAGCAUGACCAACAUGGGUAGUAGCAUGACCAACAUGGGUAGUAGCAUGACCAACAUGAGUAGCGGCAUGACCAACAUGGGUAGCAGCAUGACUAACAUGAGUAGCGGCAUGACUAACAUGAAUAGCGGCAUGGUGAACAACAUGUCCGUCAUUUCGAACCUAUCGAAUGGAAAGGCCAACAUGAGCAACAUGAGCAACAUGAGCAAUAUGACCAACAUGACUAACAUGACCAACAUGACCAACAUGAGUAACAUGAGCAACAUGAGUAACAUGAGUAACAUGAGUAACAUCCCCAGCAGCAUCAACAGCACCCAAUACUACAAUUUAAGUAAGCAAAAGAAGAGCGAUGUGUUGAGCAAGUACCCCUCAUUCCAAAGUAAUGACUCUUCUUCGUCCAUGAGAAUAUCAAGCAAUUCUUCAAAGGAUUAUGCCCCAGAUAAUGAGGAGAAAAAAUUAGUAGACACAAUCGAGCACAUGGAAAUUACAGCGCAGGAUAGUGCACUGAAAGUUAUCGAGGAUGACAAUGAAAAGUUGAAUAUUGCCGAUAUUAAAAAUUUCCUGAAGUUGUUGCAAAUGACGAACACGAACAAUUACAAGGAGGAUAGCUUUUUGCUGAAUGAUGAGUUAAAGAAGAGUAGCCACCUCAUGCAUGACCAGCAACCGCAGCAAUCGCAUCAGCCGCAUCAACAGCAUCAAUCGCAUCAACCGCACCACCCUCAUCACGCGCAGCAAUCUCAGCACCCGCAACAUCUGCAGCAAUCGCAGCAAUCGCAGCACGCACAACACUCGCAACUCGCGCAGCAGUAUAACCCCGGGCCAGCUGUGAAGAACGGCAACAAUCACCCAAAGCAACAGCCCAAGAAUAUUGAAGUGGUGCCUGGUGCCCAUUUACCCGAACAUUUCGUACACACCGGCAAUAUGCCCAACACGCAAAAUGAUGAAAAUAGCAUGAACAAGUAUGACGUAAAUGGAGACGUAAAAAAUAUUUACAAGUUAAACAACAAUUCACUGAUUAGCUGUUCCAACUUUUGGAAUUACCCAGAAGAUGAGCUGAACACGACAGCUUCGAAAAUUGUGCAAAACGUGGAAAUCUUCGACUACUAA